This is a messenger RNA of Daucus carota subsp. sativus, 1159 nucleotides long. Its product is annotated as vesicle transport v-SNARE 13. The record is from RefSeq and is a predicted model, not a curated record. Gene Ontology annotation, biological process: vesicle fusion; vesicle-mediated transport; intracellular protein transport. NCBI's taxonomy places the organism in Eukaryota, Viridiplantae, Streptophyta, Magnoliopsida, Apiales, Apiaceae. The coding region runs from base 217 to 882 and encodes 221 amino acids. Gene Ontology annotation, molecular function: SNAP receptor activity; SNARE binding. Gene Ontology annotation, cellular component: SNARE complex; endoplasmic reticulum membrane; late endosome membrane. The transcript is spliced from 6 exons.
GAAAAUUAAAGAAAAUAGAGGAGAAAAAUGUGUCCUACCGAGUCAUAAAGGAAUAAACGAGAACAACAAGAGAAUGUUCUUCUUUUAUUCUUUCACGCUGUAACGCAAUAUCUUUAUAUCAUCAACUUCUGGCUACUUUUCCGAUCACUUUUAGUUGAUUAAACUACAGAAGCUUCAUUGUUGAAUUGAGGUGCAUAAUUGGAGUAAUUGAAGAAGAUGAGUGAGGUGUUUGAAGGUUAUGAACGUCAGUACUGCGAACUUUCCGCUAAUUUGUUGAAAAAGUGUACUUCUGCUAGUCUUGUAGAUGGAGAACAAAAGAAACAAAAACUUUCUGAAGUGAAAGCAGGUUUAGAUGAUGCUGAAUCUUUGAUCCGUAAGAUGGAUAUUGAAGCAAGAAGUUUGCAGCCCAAUGUGAGAGCCGUGCUUCUUGCUAAGUUGAGAGAAUAUAAAUCUGAUCUGAACAACUUGAAAAGUGAAGUUAAACGAAUUUUAUCAACCAACUUAAAUCAGGCUGCUAGAGACGACUUGCUCGAGUCGGGCAUGGCUGAUGCACAAAUGGUAUCAGAAGAUCAAAGAGGGAGAUUGCUAAUGUCAACUGAGAGACUAAAUAAAUCGAGUGACAGAGUCAGGGAAAGUAGACGGACAAUGCUGGAAACAGAAGAACUUGGGGUUUCGAUUCUCCAUGAUCUGCACCAACAGCGACAAUCACUUUUACAUGCCAAUAGCACGCUUCAUGGAGUGGAUGACAAUAUUAGUAAAAGCAAGAAAGUUCUAACAGCUAUGUCAAAACGGAUGAGCAGGAACAAGUAUAUCAUCGGCACUGUGGUUGCUGUACUUGUCUUGGCAAUCAUCUUGAUUCUGUACUUCAAAUUGAAAAAUUAGGUUCUGAAUAUUCACUUUUACUGGUGCUUCUCCAUAUGUCAAUUUUCUGAGUGGUGGUUGUGUUAGUUUCGCGAGUGUGCAAGUUUUAACAGUAAAUUUGUUCAUGAAUGGAGAUGUUAUCGAAGAUUUGUUUGUUGUUGACAAAAUUUGUGUAUAAAAAAAUAGAGUGACCUGGUCUGUAAAAUCUUUUAUUGUUUCGUUGAUCAAUGACAAUUUAGUAUGGAAAUUGUAUUUCGUGGAUAUUUGAAUGUAAAAUAGCAUUCGCUGCUCCCUGUAA